AUGGAUAAAUUUUUGACGAAGUUGAAUUCUUCUCAACCAAGUUCUAGUGUUAGAGGCGAUUCUUCUCAACCAAGUUCUGGCAUUGGAGGUAAUUUCUCUUAUCUUAUAGAUGUAUUCGAUUUGACAUCACUUAAAAAUGAUCCUGAAGAAAGAAUAUCCAUCUAUAAAUAUAGUUCUAGAAUACGGGUUCAAGUGAGAAGACAUUACAUUCACAAAGGGCCUUGCCGAUCGGUUCGUGAUUAUCAUUUCCCUAAGACUUUGUUUGGGAAGAAAAUGCACCAAUUUAGUGUGAAUUGGUUUGAAGGUUGUUAUUCUAGAUGGUUGGAGUACAGUGAGAAGAGAGAUGCUGCAUUUUAUUUGUGUUGCUACUUAUUCAAAGAUGACCAUGUUCAUGGAAGCAUGGGUGACUUUUUCACAAAAAUCGGUUUUAAAGCUAGGUAUAAAGGUUCACAAAGACUUUCUUUACAUGUUGGUGAAGUGAAUGACAUUCACAAUCGGUGUUUCAGUAAGAUGCAAGAUUUAUCAAAUCAAUCUCAACCAAUUCAAGUUGCUUUUAAAAAGCAACCCGAGAGAAAAAGCAUUGAGCACCGAAUUAGUUUAAAUUCCUCAAUCGAUGUGGUAAGGUUCCUCUUGGAUCAUGUAUUGUCUUUUUGA
Messenger RNA from Lycium barbarum (goji berry), 654 nucleotides. RefSeq lists its product as uncharacterized. The transcript has a single exon. Bases 1 to 654 code for a protein of 217 amino acids. The record is from RefSeq and is a predicted model, not a curated record. Lineage: Eukaryota; Viridiplantae; Streptophyta; Magnoliopsida; Solanales; Solanaceae.